AUGUUGUUCUCAUCGCCCAAAGAACCCCGCUCCGUCUGGGACUUGUUCGCGGACUGGGUCCAGAAACAACCAGACCAUACCGCCAUCGUCCAAGGAGAUCACACAAUAACGUACAGACAGCUUCACGACGCUGCCACAAGGAUAGCAAGCCAUCUUAUCUCUAACUCAGUACAACAUGGAGAUGCAGUACCUGUUCUGGCGCGGCGCACUCCUGAGAUGGUGGCAUGCUUCCUUGCCGUCAUUAAAGCAGGUGCUUGCUACGUUCCAGUCGACACAGAGUCAUGGAGCGACGAACGAGCCAAAUGGACGCUGAAGGAGGUCAAUGCCAAGGUGAUUCUCGAUGCCGAUGGCAGCGUAGGACAUCUGGCGGCGAAGAACACUGAGUUGAAGACCAUCAGCCACCAGGAGAUUCAAGAGGCUUUUGCGGAAUCAAACACCUACAAGUCAGACAUGCCUGCUUUCGCCAUGGUCAGCGAAGCGGCAGUGCAGCCCACGGACCUCGCAUACAUCAUUUUCACAUCUGGAACCACCUCUACUCCAAAAGGGGUGAUGAUACCGCACCGAGGAUUGUUGAACUAUGUUCAGCAAGGAAGCGAGGAGACGCCGUUCAAUGGCGAUCCUACGCCAGACGACACUUUACUGUUAAUAUUUUCACCUGGAUUCGACGCCUGUACUGGAGUCUUGUUCUCAGCGAUCUGCAACGGUGCACAGCUCCUCAUCGCAACUCCCUCAGACUUCCUCGAAUGCGCCACGCGAUGCACGAUCUUGCCAGCAACGCCUUCCGUUCUUCGCAGCAUUUCAGAUCCAGACUCAUGUCCCCGAAUCAGAACGAUCAUCAUGGGUGGCGAAGCACCUACGCCAGCCCUUAUUCAAGCUUGGGCACGACCUGGACGGCAAAUAUACAAUGGCUAUGGCCCAACAGAAACGACGUGCUCUUCGCUCAUGGCGAAACUCACCCCGGACUCACCAAUCACUCUCGGUCACCCGAUGAGCAACAGUCGAGUCGUCUUGCUUGAUGAUAGCAUGGUGGAAUCAAAUUAUGGCGAGAUUUGCAUCUCUGGACCUGGCCUGGCAAAGGGAUACUACUGCAACGAGGAGCUCACAGCGACAAAAUUCAUCAUGUGGGAUGGAGAGCGCUUCUAUCGCACUGGAGAUUUUGCCCGGCGGACCGAGCACGGUCUGGAGUUCGUCGGUCGAGUGGACAGCUUUGUGAAGAACAGAGGUUAUUUGGUCAAUCUGGAAUCUCAAGUGAUCCCACUUCUCUGCAAGUACCCUGCAGUCGAAGCUGCGACAGCAUUCAUGCAUCAAGAUCGUCUUGUAGCUUUCGUCACCCCUUCUCAGCCUGACGCCUUGGCCAUGAGGCAAUCACUGGCCGAGCAGUACGAUAGCUUUCUCGUACCGGAUCAAAUCCGUGCGCUUGAGGAUCUCCCCCUAACACCGAACGGCAAGGUUGACAAUCGGGCAUUGAAAUUACUCCUCGAUGGAGAAGCUUCCGAGCUUGAUUCGGGGCGCGGCGCGGGCUCGACACUGGACAUACUAAAGGUAGCUGUCGCUGCUGCCCUGUCCAUCCCGGUUCACGACAUCCAAGAGAGCCAGACUUUCUGGGGCCUGGGUGGCAACUCUCUGGCCGCUAUCAAAGUCCUCUCCUUCUUGCAGAAGAACGGAUUGAGCCUUCGUCUGGCAGCUCUUUUCGAGGCUGAUUCCCUUGCCUCGGUAUGUGCUUCGAUCGAGUCAAGAGAUUCCAGGGACGAGAAGACCGCGUUCGACCACUCGCCUGACGAGGGGCCAAUGACCACCAUGCAAACAAAGAUGGUGCGCCGAUCACUGCAGAGCCCUGGGAAGGGGUACAUGCUCUUGAGAAUGACCGUCCCACAUUCCGGAUAUGCAGUGGAUGACCAGAAGCUACAAAAUGCAUGGCUACAGGUGCUUCAACGUCACCCGAUUCUCCGCACAUCCUUCAGUCUCUCCAAUGAAACACAGCAUGUCUCGCCCCAUGCUCAGCUUGAUUGGCACAGCCAAGAAGCCAGUCUGGAUGAUAUGGAUGCACUCGUGCAAGCACAUUCAUCUGAACUUGGGCUGAAGGUGAACCAUGUCGGACAGGACGAUAUAUUUGCGCCUACUACAGCGUUCCGACUUCUGACUAUACCCAACGAACAGUCGACACUGCUCAUCCUCACUCACCACAGCCAGGCAGACGGCUGGUCUUUCGGUAUCCUCUUGGAUGAAUUGCGGACUAUACUCGACGGUGGGAUACUUUCUGAUCCCCCGACCUUCAUGAACGUGGCACGUGAGCAGCGUCUGUUACAGGAGUCGGACAAAGGACGGCAUUACUGGUCCGAUCUAUUGCAAUCCCACCCUGAGCCACAAGGUCUUACUUUCCCGCCUCACGUGCAAGAGGAAAGACCUGCAGAUUGGACGCCGAGCUGCAAACUGGACCUGGACCUCGAGCCUGAUGUCCUCGCUGACUGUGCAAGAAGGCUGCACGUCACUCCACCAGCGAUUCUUUACACAGCAUGGGCCACGGUCCUCUCUUACUACACAUCGUCUGACCAAGUCGCUUUUGGUGCUGUCUUCUCCGGACGCAACAUGUCCCUUCCACAGGUUGACCGAGUCGUUGGACCUUUGCUCAACACAUGCCCAUUCUUCAUUGAUUUCGAAUCACAUGAAUCCGUGGAGCGAUGCGUAUCCCGCACAUUCUCUAGGCUCCUACAAAUGCUGGAGCUUCAGUGGUCAGCAGACGUUGCGAUGGCGGACAUGCCGACCGAUUACAUCAAGAACGUAUUGAGAACUGUUGUGGUCAUGGAGUAUGACUUGCCGACUUCUACGGCUCCUUGCGAAGCAUAUCCAGAGCCCUGGACCAUCGAGCGCGAGGAUCUGCUCGAGUUCGAUAUCUCACUACUCAUUGAGACUGCGGAUGGCUCCUUACAAGCACGGCUUCUCUACGACGAUGCACGUUAUGGUCGGACCAUGAUGCAGCGUAUGCUCAAUCAUUUCAAUCAAGUUCUGCAUGGCAUUCUGUCCGAGGAUGUCAAGUCCAUGCGUCAGGUCCAAGAGCGCAUGCUGAGCGUCGAAGAACGACAAUGGCUCCUCCAGUCUCCAGAGGCUGUUCCAAGUAUCUAUCCAGUCGCCGCCACGGUGAAAAAUGCAUUUGAGAGCGCUGCUGCACAAUGGCCUGACCUCCUGGCUAUUGAGUCAGCCCAUGGAUCAAUGACUUACGCCGAGCUGGACGCAGCCGCCAAUACCGUGGCACAUACGUUGAUCGAGACUGCAAACGCCGGGGAAGUAAUUCCUAUUCUUGCAGACGGGUCGCUGAACUGGGUCAUAUCCGUCAUUGCCGUCUUCAAGACCGGAUGUAUCUGCUGCGUAGUGGACAAGAACCUGCCCAAGAGCCGAGUGGAUGCUAUCAUCACGCAGACUGGCGCUACAACUCUACUUGCUGCCAACAAAGCCUGCGCUGAAAUUGUACAGGGCGAUCGUGCUGCUGGAUGGGCGGUCCUUGUCUGCGAUGAGCUUCUAGCAAUGAACCCUCUACGAAUGGAUCCUUUGCCUACAUUGUCAAAGCCACGAGAUACUGCAUAUGUUGUGUUCACUUCAGGAAGCACGGGUGUGCCCAAGGGCGUGCCUCUCCACAACUUGUCUAUUCUGAACGUGAUCAGACACGACUUCGUUCGCAUAGGGUCAGCCCCUGGUCGACGGAAUGCGCAACUGCUCUCGCUUGGUUUCGACGUCGUACUUGUAGAGCUCUUCGGAUCUCUCUGUUACGGAGCAACUCUUGUCCUGAAGGAUCCAACUGACCCCUUCGCGCAUCUCAAGCGAGUCGAUGCUACCCUCGCCACUCCUUCACUGCUGUCUGCUUGCCGCCCGGAAGCAUAUCCAAACCUCCAGACCAUUGCUGUUGCCGGCGAGCCAGUUCCGCAGAGCCUGGCUGAUACAUGGGGGCAUCGCAAUCUCAUGAACUUGUACGGACCUGCAGAGUGCGCCAUGAUCUCGACUGGCACCCGCCUUCUUCCUCAGGGUACCAUAACCAUUGGGAAACCAUUGCCAGGGCUGAGUGCAUACCUGUUCAACGACAAGCAACUUCCCGUCCCAGCCGGCGUCGUGGGAGAGCUUUACCUAUCUGGAGAGCAGGUGACGCCAGGCUACUGGAACGUGAAGACCAACCCCAGAUUCACGCCAAAUCCCUUCUCCCCAGGACAUACCAUGUAUCGAACUGGAGAUCUUGCGUACUGGGACUCUUCACGGAAUCUGGUAUAUCUUCGGCGAGUAGACAAUCAGAUUAAAGUGAGAGGAUACCGUGUUGAGCUUGAGGAGAUCGAGCGGGCGUUGCACAAGGCAGACAGCAACAUUCGAAGCGCCGCAGCUAUCGUCGCAGAAGGUGUUCGCAUCGUUGCCUUCAUCACACCGGCGACCAUCGACAUUCCGGCUCUGCGCCGUGAGCUUGCCAAUUUGCUGCCGCGCUAUACCCGUCCCACGGAGAUCUUUGCUCUGUCUUCUCUGCCCACAUCAGCGAAUGCCAAAAUCGAUCGGAAAGCAUUGUUGGAGCAAGCGCUGGCUUCGAAGGGACAUGGCGAGCCACCUUCUACGCCUACGGAAGUCCUUAUCGCGAAGAUCUGGAGUGACCUGCUACCUUCGUACCGCGAGUCUGGCAAUACCGUUCAGCGCGAUGAUGACUUCUUGGGCAUCGGCGGCAACUCUCUGCUAUCGAUCGUGGCGGCAAGGAAGAUUUCGUCUUCGGUCGGCAGACAGAUUCCAAUGGCUCUCCUGCUCCGCGACACGGUCCUUUCGGAACUCGCAGAGAAGGUCGAUGACUAUGUCCAAGGAUCGACUGCGCCUAGUGACGAUACUGAUGGCUCAUUCACGUCCUAUGUCAAGACACAUCCAACUGCUCUGGGCUCUGUCGAUCCAAGUCUUGUACAGCCAUCGUAUUUGGAGCAAGAGCUCUUCGAGAUGCACUCCCAGUCCACAACGAAGAGUGCUUUCAACGUGACCGCACAGUUUGAGCUCUCUGGCCCGGUCAACGUCGAGGCUCUGUUGGAAGCGUUCACAACUCUGGUUCGCGACAACUCCAUCCUUCGCGCUCGUUAUCUCUUUGAAGAUGGACGUCUGAUCCGAAGAUGUAGCAAUGACAUCUCGCCGCCAGAACUUUUCAUCGGUGACGAGAUGACACCUGAGCGCCUGGAGCGCUUUGCCAACGAGGCUUUCGACCUAGCUUCUGACCAGCUUCUCCGUUCCAUUUUGUGGCAGAAGGAUGAUAAGACGAUAGUCAUUACCCUGGUGUUGCAUCACAUUAUCACGGACAAAGCUUCUCUGGCUUUGAUGCUCCAGGAUGUUGCAAAGCUUUAUCAAUCUUCUCUCGCAGGGCCAAAUCAUGACAAUGAGGUUGACACAGAGAAGCUCAGCUAUUCGUCCUGGUCUCAAUGGUACCACGAGACUGAAGGCUGCAGAGUGAUUGAGAACAGAGAAAAGGAGGCAUUCUGGAAGAACCAUCUGCAAGACGCACAACCGAUUGCGAGCCUCAAGCCUGCCUCGCCAGCGACUUUCAACGGCAACCAGGGUUCAGACGUCAAGCACUCCAUCCUGAUACCCAACCUGGAAAACAAGCAGUUCUCUCAACGUCUCGCCGUGGCCGCAACAGCACUUUCGCUGUACACGAUAUCUCAGUCGGCGGAUAUGACUCUGGCUCUGCCCUUCGUCAACCGCGAAGACGAAUCCACCCAAGACAUGCUUGGACUGUUUGUCGAUCGGUUGCCCGUCCGUCUGAACCUGGCAACUUACUUGGAGUCACAACACAGCAACUCUGAGGCCUUCCUCGCCAAUGUGGCAGACCACAUUACAGACGCUGUCGACAACGCUUUGCCUUACAGUGACAUCGAGAACCUUAUCGCUGGAAGCAAGCCUGUCGACCCGCUUUUUGACGCACUGAUCGUGUACCACUGGGCUUCGGACGCACUGGAAAAGAACCUCGUCUUGUCUGAUUCGGAGCAGAUAAGUGUUCGCAGCUGUCCUCUUCGGCCACAAGGUGCCAUGCAUCCAUUGACGUUCGAGUUCACGGAGGUUGAGGAUGGAUUGGCUUGCUACGUGGAGUUUGACCCUGCGCUGGUUGCGGAGGAGCAUGUAUCUGCUUUGUUGGAUGUUCUCCCAGUAGCGCUCAAGAGCUUUGCCGAUGGUAAAGCGCUCAGUGCUAUUGUGAAGUCUUGA
Molecule: messenger RNA, 6198 nt
Organism: Zasmidium cellare ATCC 36951
Lineage: Eukaryota; Fungi; Ascomycota; Dothideomycetes; Mycosphaerellales; Mycosphaerellaceae
Exons: 5
Coding region: 1-6198 (2065 amino acids)
Biological process (GO): secondary metabolite biosynthetic process; amino acid activation for nonribosomal peptide biosynthetic process
Cellular component (GO): cytoplasm
Molecular function (GO): catalytic activity; phosphopantetheine binding
Source: RefSeq, a predicted model, not a curated record